This is a messenger RNA of Strongylocentrotus purpuratus (purple sea urchin), 1140 nucleotides long. RefSeq names its product octopamine receptor 1-like. Lineage: Eukaryota; Metazoa; Echinodermata; Echinoidea; Camarodonta; Strongylocentrotidae. The record is from RefSeq and is a predicted model, not a curated record. Gene Ontology annotation, molecular function: G protein-coupled receptor activity. Gene Ontology annotation, biological process: adenylate cyclase-activating adrenergic receptor signaling pathway. The transcript has a single exon. Gene Ontology annotation, cellular component: membrane. Bases 1 to 1140 code for a protein of 379 amino acids.
AUGGCAACACCUACUCAAGUCACGGCCACUAGUGACCCUUUCCAGGGACCUGACAUCGUCGUCAUCAUCGUCCUGUCUCUGAUCGCUCUGUGCGGUGCCUUCGGCAAUGCCCUCGUCGUCGUCGCCGUCUACAAAACGCGUGUUCUCCACACCGUCACCAAUCACUUCAUCGUCAGCCUCGCCUGCGCCGACCUAUUCGUCAGUAUCUGCAUCAUGCCUUUCGCCGUGGUCACCCAGAGUUUAAACGGACGUUGGCUCUUUGGUCAGAUCUUCUGUUCUAUCUGGUCCUCGCUUGACAUUCUCUGCUGCACUGCGUCAACGCUUAAUCUCUGUGCGGUCAGCGUUGACAGGUACAUCGCAAUAACGUCGCCACUAAAAUAUCACGUCGCAAUGACGCGCGCCAGAGCUUUGGGAAUCAUUUGCGUGGUGUGGUUGUUCUCCAUGUUUCUGGCGACGACGCAACUCAUAUGGAAACAUUUUAUUGGACAGACGGCCGAGUUGAUGCCUGGUUUUGAGAUCUGUCCGUACGCACUCGACAGGACGUUCCGAAUGUACGCUGCGUCAUCGUCUUUCUUCAUCCCUCUCACGGUCGUGAUCAUUCUUUACGCGCGUAUUUUCCGCGUUGCCUACAAACAAGCGCGUCAAAUCAACGCAACGCACGACCAGCUCCAAACGUCGCACCCGUCGCGGGCUCAAAUGAGAAGGAACGAUUCCGUUGAGAACGGCAACAACAACGCGCCGCCGAACGCUCCAUCAAACCACCAACUGCGUAAAGCGUCAAGAAUGUCGAUAGAGUUUGGAAUCGCGUCGCGUGAAGUUUACCCGCACCGUCAAUCACGCGAAGUGAAAGCCUUUAAAACUGUCGCCGCUGUGCUCGGCGCUUUUAUCAUUUGCUGGAUACCCUUUAGUGUGACGUUUGUGGUGGAGGCGUACUGUCGCAAGUGCCACCUGCCUGUUUCAAUGAUGGAUACUUUCUUGUGGCUCGGUUACGUCAACAGCGUCGUAAAUCCCUUCAUAUAUGCAUUCUUUAAUCGGACAUUCCGCACUUCGUUCAUACGAGUCUUGGGUCUGCACAGUCGUACUAGUUGCUGCGGUCACACAAUUGACGAAGAUGAUUACAGGUCAACGAUUAUGGCAUAG